CUUCCCCCCACCGAGGGCUUUUCCGGUUGUGACUGCUCCCUCCCCCCGCGCCGCAAUUUCUCUUAUCAACGAGCAAGGCGGCCAGGAUGGAUAUUGUGAAUCAGUUGGUCGCGGGCGGACAGUUCAGAGUCCUCAAAGUUCCCCUGGGCUUUAUCAAAGCUCUAGAAUGGAUAUUUGCCAUCUUUGCAUUCUCAACAUGUGGGAGUUACUCCGGGAUGUUCAAGAUGAGUGUGGAGUGUAAAAACAGGACCGAGAGCGACCUGAGUAUAGAAGUGGAAUUCGAGUAUCCUUUCAGGCUUCACCAAGUAUACUUUGACGCCCCGACCUGUAAGGGGGGUCCCCCCGAACGUCUCUUCCUGGUUGGUGACUACUCUUCCUCAGCAGAGUUCUUCGUCACCAUCGGUGUGUUCGCCUUCCUCUACUCCAUGGCUGCCCUCAGCGUUUACGUCUUCGCCCUGGAGAAGUACCGGGAGAACAACAAGGGACCACUCAUCGACUUUGGCGUGACGUGUGUGUUCACCUUCAUGUGGUUGGUCAGCUCUGCUGCGUGGGCUAAGGGCCUGUCGGAUGUCAAGGCGUCCACAGACCCUGAGAAGGUGGUGGAUCUGAUCUCAGCCUGCGAUGAGGAGGGGAACCGCUGUCGUGAAGUUCAUGACCCCGUCAUGUCCGGACUCAACACCUCCGUCUGUUUUGGCUUCAUGAACCUGGUGCUGUGGGGAGGAAACCUGUGGUUCGUCUUUAAGGAGACCGGCAUCAUCGCCCCUUUCAUGCGUGCCCCUCCUCCCCAGGAGAAGCAGCCCGCCCCGGACUCGUACGGCCAGCAGGCGGGGUACGAGCAGGACCCGUACGCCGGUUCCCAGGGGGGCUACCAGCCAGAAUACAACCAGCAGCAGCAGCAGGGGGGGUACAACCAGGAAGGCGGAGAAUACGGACAGGCCCCCACCUCCUUCGCCAAUCAGAUGUGAGGAGGAGGAGGAAGAGAGAGUCAGAGGAGAGCCUGGGGAGUGUGGUGCCUGAAAACUACAGUACCCACAAUGCCACACUCCUUCCCGUGUGUUUGUUUGUGCAUAUGUCUGUGUGCUGAGUAAAUGAGGGAGGGAGGGGAGUUACCUAAACACAAAGACGGAAGGUGAACAGGGAGGGUGAACAGGGAGGGUGAACAGGGAGCGUGAACAGGGAGGGUGAACAGGGAGCGUGAACAGGGAGGGUGAACAGGGAGGGUGAACAGGGAGGGUGAACAGGGAGGGUGAACAGGGAGGGUGAACAGGGAGCGUGAACAGGGAGGGUGAACAGGGAGCGUGAACAGGGAGGGUGAACAGGGAGGGUGAACAGGGAGCGUGAACAGGGAGCGUGAACAGGGAGCGUGAACAGGGAGCGUGAACAGGGAGCGUGAACAGGGAGCGUGAACAGGGAGGGUGAACAGGGAGGGUGAACAGGGAGCGUGAACAGGGAGCGUGAACAGGGAGGGUGAACAGGGAGCGUGAACAGGGAGCGUGAACAGGGAGCGUGAACAGGGAGCGUGAACAGGGAGGGUGAACAGGGAGCGUGAACAGGGAGCGUGAACAGGGAGCGUGAACAGGGAGCGUGAACAGGGAGCGUGAACAGGGAGGGUGUACAGGGAGCGUGAACAGGGAGCGUGAACAGGGAGGGUGAACAGGGAGGGUGAGGGACUAGAUGUUAGUUAUUGUAACUGAAAAAAAGACAGUACAUUAAGAAAAACUUGAACACAGUACCAUAAUAUGGAAAAUAUUAUUACAACAAACAAAAAAAAGAUUGAUUACAAUGUUGAUAAUAGUAAUAUAAAAAUAUUUGAGAGAAUGUAUUUGUUUGUGCUGUAUAGAUGUCACUAUGAACAAAUAUAUAGAGAAAUAUUUGGUAAUGCUAUACUAUUCUAAUGUUUGGUUUUUGAGUUUAGUAAAUAAAUAAUCGUAACAAUAAUUCUGCCAAACACUGAUUGCUCCUCCUCGCAACAAUUUGCAAAUUUUUAUUUUGGUACAACUUCUUCUUUGUAAUUUGAUUUGAUUCAUCUGCUUUUUUGUUCUGUUGUGUUUCUACAUUGCAGAGGUCUAGAGAAGAGGUUGAUGGACUAAAAACAGUCAGUCUCAUUAUAAAUACAGUGGCCAUGAAACAAAUCAAACAUGACGAAAAGAGUUAUAAAGGAAUCAUUGAUUGAUUUAUAUUUUUCUUCCCUCAGUCUAAGCUAUUUGAACUUUGUUUUGGUUGAACUUGUAAAGCCCAUGCAUUACAGUAGGAUGACAGUAAAGUCCAUGGAUUACAGUAGGAAUACAGUAAAGUCCAUGGAUUACACUAGGAAUACAGUAAAGUCCAUGCAUUACAGUAGGAAUACAGUAAAGUCCACGGAUUACAGUAGGAUACCAGUAAAGUCCAUGGAUUACACUAGGAAUACAGUAAAGUCCAUGCAUUACAGUAGGAUUACAGUAAAGUCCAUGGAUUACAGUAGGAUGACAGUAAAGUCCAUGGAUUACAGUAGAAAUACAGUAAAGUCCAUGCAUUACAGUAGGAAUACAGUAAAGUCCAUGGAUUACAGUAGGAAUACAGUAAAGUCCAUGGAUUACAGUAGGAAUAGAGUAAAGUCCAUGGAUUACAGUAGGAAUACAGUAAAGUCCAUGCAUUACAGUAGAGUUACAUUAUGAGCUACUAGAGGAUACUAUGAAUAUUCCCUCUGAUACUAUGAAUAUUCCCUCUGAUACUAUGAAUAUUCCCUCUGAUACUAUGCCCCUUAACUGUUCAUGGUUAAUUGGUGUUUUAUGCAAGUUGGUUAUGAUAGGAGUUAUGUGUAGAGUGGGACCCAGACAGAGAUAAUCAGCUGUGUGUUGAGAUGGUGUUUGUGUAUAAAGCAUUUAGAUUCUAUCCCAUAGUAAUAUAGUACUUCUCCCCCCCUCUCUCUCUCUCUCCCUCUCUCUCUCUCUCUCUCUCUC
Molecule: messenger RNA, 2939 nt
Organism: Coregonus clupeaformis (lake whitefish)
Lineage: Eukaryota; Metazoa; Chordata; Actinopteri; Salmoniformes; Salmonidae
Product: synaptophysin
Exons: 7
Coding region: 87-965 (292 amino acids)
Cellular component (GO): presynaptic active zone; synaptic vesicle; synaptic vesicle membrane
Source: RefSeq, a predicted model, not a curated record